GCUCACUUACAAGUAAAGUCGAGCACCGGAACUGGAAACCGUGAAGUUUGUUUGAAAACGCUGCGUUGCGCCUUAAACCUCCCUCCUAAACCCAUGGCAGCCCUGAAGCUCCUCUUCUCCUCGGCUCGCCGCCACUGCUCCCAUCUCCACCCGUCUCCAUUUCUAAGGUCCCUCACUUCCCAAUCAGAUCAAAUUCCCUCUCCUCCCGAACCGCUUAAACCCCAGCCCGCUCCGAUCGAACCCGUCUCCUACGCUCCCAAACCCAAACAACACUCCUCCUCACCCGACCCGGACCCGGCUCCGCAAUCGGCACAAACACAACCGCCGCCACCGUCGCACGCGCCUCCUCAGGACUCGCCGUGGACACGAGAAGACGCCCGGUUCGUGAAGGACGGGCCUUCCAUAACCCCGGUGUCGUACCCGGCCCGAGUGGCUCCGUUGCCGGAAGAUAAGGUCUCGGAGGAAGGCGGCGACGCGAGGCAGGGUGAGCUGGAGAAGGAGAAGCAGAGAAUCGAGCAGUCGAGAAGGAGGGUUUUUAGGGUAGAGGAGAAUGUGGUGGUUCCUUUCCCCACGUUUCUUAAGGUGGAGAAGAAGGAGAGGAAUCCCAUUCUUGAUUUGAUGGAAGCAAUUCGACAAGUCAAGGCUACUGCCAAGUGCAACUUUGAUGAAACUGUUGAAGCUCACGUGCAAUUGGGUAUUGAUGCCAAGCGAAAUGCAGUUCGUGGCAACAUGACCUUGCCCCAUGGUAGCGGAAAGGUAGUCAGGGUUGCUUUCUUUGCUGAAGGUGCAGAUGCAGAUGAAGCUAGAGCUGCUGGAGCAGAUAUUGUUGGCGGUGUUGACCUUGUGGAGGAAAUUGCAAGCAGUCGUAAACUCAAUGUUGACAAGUGUUUUGCAACAAAUGAAAUGGUUAUGCGUCUAGCAAAGAUAGCAAGGAUUCUUAGAGAGCGUGGUUUAAUGCCUGACCGAAAACUAGGUACUGUGACUAACGACAUUGCUGGGGCACUACAAAAAGUAAGACAAGGUCAUAUUGAGUAUAAAAUGGACAGAACAUCAAUAGUUCAUGUUGGGCUCGGAAAGGUAAGCUUUACAGAGGAGUAUCUGCGUGAGAAUGUUGGUGCAUUUAUGAGUUCUCUUUUGCUGGCAAAGCCUACGGGUUUAAAAAAGUCUUCCAAAUAUGCUGGGUAUAUCAACUCUUUCCACAUAUGUAGCACAAUGGGCUCAGGAUUUCCAGUUUCAAUACAGUCACUAUCCAAAGCUGCAGAUAACUACAAUAAAAUGCACCUCAAGUGAUGAGCUCUGCUGACAUUUCCUGCCUACAUCAAAAUCAAAGUUGCUAUUUAUUUCUUUGUUAAUUUUUUACCUUAUGGGAACUGAGGGCUCUCUGUCUUUCUCAGAGCAAGAUGUUGAUCUACUUAAAUAGUUAAAUGGAAUAUUAGAUCUACGUGGCCAGAAUUCCGUGGUAAUCAAUCUAGUUUUGCUUCAA
Molecule: messenger RNA, 1483 nt
Organism: Rosa rugosa (rugosa rose)
Lineage: Eukaryota; Viridiplantae; Streptophyta; Magnoliopsida; Rosales; Rosaceae
Exons: 10
Coding region: 94-1290 (398 amino acids)
Source: RefSeq, a predicted model, not a curated record